Molecule: messenger RNA, 278 nt
Organism: Cokeromyces recurvatus
Lineage: Eukaryota; Fungi; Mucoromycota; Mucoromycetes; Mucorales; Mucoraceae
Product: plasma membrane proteolipid 3
Exons: 4
Coding region: 15-194 (59 amino acids)
Cellular component (GO): membrane
Source: RefSeq, a predicted model, not a curated record
AAAGUUUAGUUCUUAUGGCUUCUACUCAUUCUCGUACUUGUAAAAUCUUUACAGCUGUCAUCUUGCCUCCUCUUAGUGUCUUUUCAGAAAAAGGUUGUGGUCGUGAGAUAGCUAUUAAUAUUGCAUUGACGUGUCUUGCUAUUGUUCCUGGAAGCAUUUAUGCUGUGCACCUUGUUCGAAAAAACAAAUAUUAAAAAGAAUUGACUGAAUUUGAAAAUAAUCUACUGCUACUCGAAAAAAAUAAAAUAAAAAACUCAGGUACAAAUUUUAUCUUCUCU